AGGUUUAUGUUUUUUGUUUUUUUUUCAGUUUGAUUUUUUUCAAUUUAAAGUGUCAGGUUGAAUGUGAAAUGAAAACGGGUAUAUUGUUGCAUCGGUGUUGUCUUUGCCGCGGCUUUAGGUGGACUGGGCCAGGCUUAAUAAUUUAGUAUUAAUAGCUUUAAAUGUUGCAGUACUCAUCAGUGUUAAUAGUUAUUUAUUUUAUAUAUGAAAUGAAAAGUAAGGCCAAAUAAAAAAAUAGGUCUGUUUCAGGUUACCCGACCGACCCUAUUUUUUUCCCGCCGGCCCUAACCUAUUUUUCCCUGAAAAAAAUGUGAUUUGGGUACGAAAAACAUUUGUUAAGAAAUGUAUACGAAAAGUUGGCUAUAUUAGAGUUGGACUUCUGAUUGAUAAAGAUCAAUAAUCUUUGUCUGUGAGACUUAGUAACUGUAAAAGUCAUAAUCGAUGUCCUUUGGAUGUCCGAAAAUUAGGUAGUCAGUAUGCAAAAUAAAUUAUUUUUGAAAUUAAUAAUGGGUGUCCGAAUUUUUAGAGUGUCCAAACUCUAAGGUGAAAUACGGGAAGUUUGUGCUUGUGUGACAGGUAUAUUUCAAUUCUUGAACUUUAUUUUCUUGUCAGAUACAAAUGUGUCAGAUACUGACUUUCGGAUUGAUAUGUCAGACUUAAGUGUGCAAUUUUGGCAAUAAAACCUGCAUGCUACUUGUUCUUCAAACCUGAACCACCAGGUCCUCUUGACAGCAUUGAGGUUUCCUUGGCUGAUGGCUUGUAUGGUAAAUUUGCUGUCCCACUCUCCAUUUAAUUAUGUAACAGGCAGGUUAGCAUACUACAGCGGGUGAUUGAAAGCAAAAGGGUGCAUAAAGAAAAGUAAAACCGUUCCUGGAAAGUCUUUAAUAAUAAAAGAGUGGUGUACCAUAUCUUAGUUGAAAUCCAACCAUCAUUGUCAAAGUAUUUAACCAGACAAAUAAAGAUUAUUUCCUUUGAAGCAUGGAAUAUGUUUAAAAACUGCUGAUAAACCUGAAAAUUGAUGACUUAUAUUUUUGGUACAGUCUGAGUCAACAGUUACUGAAAUCGAUAUAUCAAAAAAAAUACCUACCUUUUUUUUUUGGCAGCGUUACCUGAAACGCACCUUUUCUUAUUUGGCUUAACCUGAGCGGAAAAAUAGUCCACUUAAAUGGCUAGUCCACCUAAAAGGCAGUCAACUAGUCUUUUGAUGAUUUUUUUUAACCAUCGCAGACUCGAGACGUCCACCAUACCAGCAAAAAGUAGCGAACGGUCCUUGCCCAAAGAAUCCUCGCGGCAACAAUUUUAAAGUUAUCUCCGUUAUAAAUUCAAAUUUCUACAAAAACAUUAUUGCCUACUAUUAAACACAUAUUUAUUUAUUCAUGUCGUUAUGCCAAAAAACAUGUUCAGAUAUCACAAAACACUUACAUGUGUUGAUUGUUUAUCAUGUAUCCCGAUAUCUAAAAAUCUCAAGACAAAUCUGACAGGUUGUGUACAUGUAUAUUCGGGACCCAGAAUAUAUUUAUGUGAAAUAACGUCUAAUGACAAAUUCAAUCCAGUUUAGAUCACUGUCGGGUAUACAUUAAACAAUGUUGUCAUUAUUAUACAACAUCGAUGCAUAAUAUUACUAUAUGUAUAUUCUUUAUCCCGGUGUUAAAUGGUAGAGAGUUGUAGCGUUACAGGGAUACAUAAGAAAUGUCAAAAUAGUAAAAAAGUAUCCCUGAUCGCAAAUUAUUGUAGCUACUAAAGGGCCCACAAUGAGUCUUCCCACGAUUUUUUUUACUAUGGCAGACUAGAGACAGGGAUACAUAAGGAAUGUCAAAGUAAUAAAAGAGUAUCCUUGAUGGCUCAUUAUUGUAGAUAGAGUGGAAAAGUGUGCCCAGUGUGGCGCUCAAACCCACGAUAGCCUACUCCCCCAUUAAUCUUUUUAGACCGAUACAGGCACUUUUAUUGAAUGUAUUCACUUUGCCUUUUACUUUUGACACUAGUAAAGUUAGCUUGAGAGGAAAGGUGUGCUUGGUGUUGUGAUCGAACCUAUGACCCCUAGAACACUAUCAUAGCAUUCUAACCAAAUUAGCUACAAGUGAACAUUUAUUAUAGUCACUACAAUUAUGACAUGCUCACACAUAGUUACAUGUAGAUUUGUUUAUGGCCUUCUGUCAGUCCUAUAAACAUUUACACUUCAUUAUAAAGUGAUGUCCAUUAUUAAUCUGUUAUUUUGAUGAAUUUGACAUGUACGUUGAGUGAAAUUUUGUACAUUUUUGACAUCAAAAAGUGUCCAAAUUUUUCAUUGGUAUAAAAGAAAAUACAGAUAUUAUUAGGAGAGAAGUGCUAGCAUAUUAUGGUAUUGAAUUGAUUCUGAAUAUGACAGUGAUUAGGUUCAUAAGUUGGCCCUCACUGUCAUACUCAGAUUCAGUAUCAUAUUCAAGUACAGAACAUUUUUGUUAUGGUUCACUGUUACAGACUUAAUCAGUAUAUUUACAUGAUUUACAUGAUGAAUGUGCUUCUGAAUGAAAAUAAAUAUGAAAACAUGCACUAGAAGACUGGAAGUUUUUGUUUGAAAAAGGUUUAAAUACAUUUUUGGUCAGGGAGCAGGGGAGGUCCCCAGACCCCCUGCCUACUUAAGGGCUAUGCCCUGCUAUUUAAAUUUAUUUCUACACACCUGAUGUUGUAUGUAAGUAUAUUUAUAAUGAUUCAUGUAUGCACUAUUUCGAAUGACAUGUUUGUGUUAUUUAUGAAUGUUCUGAUUCUAUAUGAAUUAUUCUUAAGAGUGAUUUUAGUUAAUUCAUUUAUAUUUCUCUUUUUCCAAAUAAUAACCAGCCUUGGAGUAUUGCGCACAUGAAUUGUACAGCAUUGAAGUAAUAUUCGUGAAGAAGAUGAACAUGAAUAUGUAGCUACAUGUACAUGCAAUGGGGGCCCAGCAGGCCAUCCUUAUUGGGGGCAAUUAUAAGCUUAUGGGAUUGAAGAAGACUAUGGCACAGAGGUCUAUCCACUGGUUCCGGAAAGGUCUCCGUCUCCAUGACAACCCUGCAUUGAUGGCGGCAUGUGACGGGGUGACUCACAUGCGUGCUGUGUUUGUGCUUGAUCCCUGGUUCGCCACCCAGGCAAACGUGGGAGUCAACCGCUGGCGCUUCCUCCUCCAGGCACUUAAGGAUCUUGACAACAGCCUCCAGAAAUACAACUCAAGGCUGUUUGUGGUUCGCGGGAAACCAGCAGAUGUGUUCCCAAAGCUGUUCAAGGACUGGGGCAUCACCCUGCUCACGUACGAGGUGGACACAGAGCCGUACGCUGUCUCGAGGGAUGAGGAGAUAGACAGGCUGGCUCAGGGGGCUGGAGUGAAGGUCACAAGAUGUGUCUCCCAUACACUGUAUGAUACACAAAUGACCAUAGCGAAGAAUGGCGGGAGUCCCCCUCUCACAUACCAGCGGUUACAGACUGUACUCUCCCAGUUGGGUCCCCCACCUAAGCCAGUAGAGAUCAAAGAGAAACUUCUCAAAGCCUGCAGCCCAGUGUUAGAGGAGGAGCAUGACAAGCAAUAUGGAGUGCCCAGCCUGGCUGACCUGGGAAAGGACCCUGCAGACUGUGGGCCCUGCCUCUUCCCUGGGGGAGAAUCCCAUGCUCUCGCCAGGAUGGACACCAUGCUUAAAAAGACUAACUGGGUGUGCAGUUUUGAGAAGCCCAAGACAGAGCCCAACAGUUUGGAGCCCAGUACGACUGUCCUCAGUCCAUACCUCAAGUUUGGCUGCCUCUCACCCAGGAUCUUCUACUACGGACUGGUUGAUGCCUACAAGGGGAAGAAGCACAGCAUGCCGCCCGUGUCACUACAUGGCCAGCUGUUAUGGCGGGAGUUCUUCACGACAGUUGGCGCCGGCACACCAAACUUUGACCAGAUGGAGGGGAACCAAGUUUGCACACAGGUGGAUUGGGAAGAGAACACAGAGUGGCUUGAGGCAUGGAAAAUGGGCCGGACUGGUUACCCAUUCAUUGAUGCCAUGAUGACACAGCUACGGCUGGAGGGGUGGAUCCACCACCUGGGUCGACAUGCGGUUGCCUGCUUCCUCACACGUGGGGACCUCUGGGUCUCCUGGGAGCAUGGCCAGCGAGUGUUUGAAGAGUAUCUAAUUGACGCAGACUGGAGCCUGAAUGCAGGCAACUGGCUCUGGUUGUCGGCCAGCGCGUUCUUCCACCAGUACUUCCGAGUCUACAGCCCUGUCGUGUUUGGCAAGAAGACAGACAAGAAUGGAGACUUUAUCAGGAAGUACAUACCUAAACUGAGCAAGUUUCCUGAGAAGUAUAUCUACGAGCCGUGGACUGCGCCCCGCGCAGUACAGGAAAAGUGUGGCUGCAUCAUUGGCCGCGACUACCCCAAACCCAUUGUGAACCAUGAUGAGGCCAGGAAGAAGAACAUCGCCAGGAUGGCCGCUGCAUAUGCCAGACGGAAUGGGGCAAAGGAGGCAGCUGCAGGAGGCAAAGGAGGCAAUAAGGCGGGAGGUAAACGGAAGGCUGAAGGUGGAGGGAAGAAGUCGAGCAAGAAGGCUAAGGUGGAAAAACACAUUACCGACUUCCUUAUGUAGGGGACAUUUAUGGGGUCCUGUUCUGUGAAGUUCUUCAAGGGAAAUCCUGUGCCAGCUAACACUUUGGCUUGAACACAUUGUGACAAGCCAGCACAAAGUUUGCUGGGAGACGUAGGAACAUGCUGGCUAACACUCGAGUUGUGGUGUACUUUAUGUACAGAUACUGGACUUGUCAUGGAAGGGGAGAUGACCGUGGAAACAAGUGUAUGGAGAGAGAUACAGUGAUGUGAUGAGUUAUAUCACAUGAAACGUAAUUGUGAACUUUGAAACAUUUAACUGUACAUAUUAACUCCUAUUGAAAUGUAAGUUGUGUUUUUGCCAUUAGAAAUAAACAUGAAGAGUAAACCUUGGAGGUACAUGUACAUAUAGGUCAUAUUUCGUCUAAGGCAUUUAAAUGUGUAUUUAAAAAAUACGGACACCACUGACAUACUGCUGUAUAUUACAGAUAUUUACCGUCAUCACUUUGACAAACUGUUAACACGUUCAAUAAUAAAAAUGCGUAGGAUCACAUUUGACAAACACUUAUACAAUUACCUUAAUUUUGAAAUUAAUGUUUUGUCUUGGUUAUAGUGUAGUUGAGAAAAUGAAAGUAUGAUUGAAUAAAGCAACA
Messenger RNA from Mya arenaria, 5178 nucleotides. RefSeq names its product cryptochrome-1-like. Gene Ontology annotation, biological process: circadian regulation of gene expression; entrainment of circadian clock by photoperiod. NCBI's taxonomy places the organism in Eukaryota, Metazoa, Mollusca, Bivalvia, Myida, Myidae. Gene Ontology annotation, molecular function: FAD binding; DNA binding. The record is from RefSeq and is a predicted model, not a curated record. Gene Ontology annotation, cellular component: nucleus; cytoplasm. The coding region runs from base 2904 to 4568 and encodes 554 amino acids. The transcript has 11 exons.